GACCACAGUUUAGAUAUUAAUUCAAUUAAUUUGGAUGAUGAAUUGAAAAUCAAAGAAGCAAUAGGGUUAAGUGCUUCUAGACAAUGGUAUUUAUAUGACCAAAUACGAGAUCUAGUGCAAAAUCCCAAUAAAAGAAAUAAUAUUUGUCCAAAACCUUCU
Molecule: messenger RNA, 159 nt
Organism: Entrophospora candida
Lineage: Eukaryota; Fungi; Glomeromycota; Glomeromycetes; Entrophosporales; Entrophosporaceae
Source: the annotation of a GenBank genome assembly